AUAUUCGUACUCACUUUACGUGGAUUAACAAGAGCACUUAAACUAAAAAAGGUGACCUUUCAACUUGGCUAACUCAUGCGACGCUUCUUUGUUGCAGCUUUUCCACAACCACAGCAGCAUCAGCAACGAGGUGGGGAUGACCACUCGGGCAAAAGGGCCUUGAUGGUUCACAGCUGUUUCAUACAGAGUAAGGAUCGCAGUCGGGCUGAAGAAGAGACGAUGGCUCCAUACCUGUGCAUCGUCUCAUUUCUUCUCUUGCUUUCUUGUAGCUCGGCACUGGCUAAAAACUACGAUGUAUCGGCAGUUUUUGUUUUCGGGGACUCUUUAGUGGAUUCAGGGAACAACAACAACCUCCAAUCGUUGGCCAAGGCCAAUUUUCUACCUUACGGCAAAGACUUCGACACGCACAAGCCAACAGGUCGAUUUGCAAAUGGAAGGCUGGUCCCAGACUUCAUUGCAUCAUUCCUUGGUCUUCCGUUCCCGGAGACGUAUCUCUCGGCGGGAGACAACAUCGACCACGGGCUGAAUUUUGCAUCAUCUGGAGCGGGCCUGCUUCCAGCCUCUGGGAAUGUGUUUGGAGAACACAUUCCGCUUCCAAAGCAGGUUGCGAGCUUCAAGGAAGUCCAUGCAAGGCUUGUGAAGAAACUCGGCCCGGAAUCGGCCUCCCGCAUGGUCUCCAAAGCCAUUUACUACAUCACAAUUGGCAGCAACGAUCUGGUUAACAAUUACUACCUCCUCCCCGGGGCUCCGCUGAGAACGCAAUCGCCUCAAGAGUUCCAAGACUCCCUCAUUGUAGUUUUCAGGGAGCAAAUCAAGACAUUAUAUGGUGAAGGAGCGAGGAGAUUUGUGAUUGCAUCACUCACGGCACUCGGCUGUAGUCCCAUCAAUCUUCUCAAAUACCUCAUCAAGAAGCCAGGCGAGUGUGCUGCGGAGCCAAACGAUGCAGCAAAGUUGUACAACAAGGCCGUGGAAUCCAUGCUGAGCGAGCUGAGAGAAAGCUUGCCAGGAAUCAAGCUCCUCCACGGCAAUUGCUACGACAUGGUCUACAAGGCGGCCUUGAAUCCGCUUGCAAAUGGAUUCGACGAAGGUGACAAGGCAUGCUGCAGUGGAAUCGGCAAGAACGGGGCCAUUGUUUUCUGCCUCCCAGACGUUCCCUCGUGCAAAGACCCGUCGAGGUAUGUCUACUGGGACGAGUUCCACCCCAGCAGCAGAAUCUACGAGAUCCUGGCUCGAAACUUUUGGAGCGGUGGCAAGGACGAGAUUUAUCCCAUGAACAUCCAGCAAAUCCUUUGAGGCUGCGACGUUGUUCCAGCGAUAUUGUUCCAGCGAUUCAAGGCAAAAAAAUAAGAUCAAGGAAUAAAUGUUUCCACGGCCAGAUCCAUCCACCAGA
Messenger RNA from Selaginella moellendorffii, 1390 nucleotides. RefSeq names its product GDSL esterase/lipase At4g16230-like. The coding region runs from base 76 to 1293 and encodes 405 amino acids. NCBI's taxonomy places the organism in Eukaryota, Viridiplantae, Streptophyta, Lycopodiopsida, Selaginellales, Selaginellaceae. Gene Ontology annotation, molecular function: hydrolase activity, acting on ester bonds. The record is from RefSeq and is a predicted model, not a curated record. The transcript has 6 exons.